Messenger RNA from Penicillium chermesinum, 2451 nucleotides. RefSeq lists its product as uncharacterized. The record is from RefSeq and is a predicted model, not a curated record. The transcript has 4 exons. NCBI's taxonomy places the organism in Eukaryota, Fungi, Ascomycota, Eurotiomycetes, Eurotiales, Aspergillaceae. Bases 1 to 2451 code for a protein of 816 amino acids.
AUGUCGAAGCUCUCCAAAGUCAACCAUGCUGCCGGCAUCUUUGCAGAUAUGUCCGUUGAUGGGCCUGCAAUUGGCACCCUGGUGGCUAUCAUUGACCGAGCAAAGAACCUGCCUAACCGCAAGACUAUGGGCAAGCAGAACCCGUACUGUGCUGCAAGGCUAGGGAAAGAAGCCAAGAAGACACAAACAGAUAUGCGUGGCGGGCAGACUCCAAGAUGGGAUCAUGAACUCCGAUUUACUGUCCACGAAUCCCCCGAUUACUUCAAGCUGAAGGUCUCGGUUUUCAAUGACGACAAAAAGACAGACCUGAUAGGAGAAACAUGGGUGGAUUUGCAGAAUCUGAUUAUCCCUGGAGGUAGCCAGGAUGACCAGUGGCACUCGUUGCAAUGUCGAGGCAAAUACGCAGGUGAUAUCCGCAUCGAGAUGACCUACUACGACACUCGUCAACAAGACGAAGCAGUGAUUGAGAAGCGAAAGGAAGCAGCUGAAAAAGUGCAGAACAAAGCCGCUCCACCAUCAUCGAGCUCCGGUCUCUCUGGUCCCAGGCAAUUAAACCAGGUGAAGCGUCGGCCCCUUCCUUCUGGUCCAGCAUCGGCCGCGCCUCCCAGACCAGCCACCGAGCCUGUCCCAGUUUCUACCCAAGCUCCACUACAGCACCCGGUGCCCUCCAGGCCCAUUCACGAACCGCCUACCAUGCUUCCAGCGCCCGGAAAUGACAUGCCUCUGCCCUACCCCACACAACACGAACCCUCUUAUGAUAAAUCAUCAUAUGCGCCUCCUCAAGCACGUCAAUACGAGUCCGAUGGAUACCAGCGAGAACGGGCCAACACGCAUGAGGUUCCUUACCAUACCCAGGAAAUGGCCGAGACCACAUAUGGCGUACGCCCAUUGCAACCACGCAGUCGCUCCGACCACGAUGACCCCCGGGAUUACCGCUCUGUGUCACACGAGCCUGCCUUCCAUCAUGUGCCUGGAAGGCCCAGUCCUCAGGAAGAAGAGAUCUAUAGUCCUCUCUCGCCCCAGUACAGCGCACCGCCCUUGUCCUUUGGGCCUGUUUCAACAUUCACACCGCGCAAUCAAACAAUCCUGGAUGGACGAGAGUACGAUCGUUCACGGCCAAACUCAUCCUCAGGUCCGGUAGAGGAUAUCCGCUACCAAUCCCAUGAUAUCCAGGCAUUGCAGCCAAUUCGCCGCGAUAGCUACCACCCUGAAUAUGCGGGCAUGCAGCCUCGUAUGGCUCAGAUGGCUCCAGCUCCAUCUUCAACCAAACCAGUGUCUUCAUACCAGGCCUAUAUCCCCGGAUCCAGCACGACCUCCAUGCCGGCAAGCCUGGUGGCUGGAUAUGAGACCGAGAAUCAGGCUGACCGCACUGUUAUGGACCGUGGUCGCCGACGCAGCACUCAUUUUGAUGACGAGAUGAUGCUCACCCAACCAGCAUCUGCGCCUGCGCCUGCACCUGCACCAGGACCGGCACCAGCCCCAGCACCGUCGCACUAUGACUACCCUGUUUACCCUUUACGCACGUCCCCUCACCCCAUGGAUGACCGUCCUUCCAGCCGAAGGUCGGCUAGCCCGGAUAACCGGCCUGUUACACGUAGCUCGGUUAGCCCGCAACCCUCUGUAACCCGGAAAUCUGUGAGCCCGCGGCCUUCGAUUCAAAGUGACCGAGGAUCAUCAAUCCCAUUUUCUCCCGACUCUUACGACUCCAUCAACCCCCGUGCUCCGCGGGAAAUAACAAGCAGAGAGAUUUCUCCUGCUUAUGAAACCCUUUCACAAGCCAGGGACGCGGCGACCCGCGCGGAGAGCGAACCCGCUCGAGAUCUCGAUCACCCUAUCAUCGGCGAUGACGGUCGUGAAAUUGAUCCCUCGGAUCAUCUGCCUACGGACACUUGGGCUCCAGAGCCGGAGCGGAAGAACCGCAAGCCUGAAGUCAUUAUCCGCUUCAAGCACACCGCGCGACCAACAUCUCGCGGGAACGACGCCCCGGCUCGCACUGCAGGGCCUCCUCGGGUAGGCUUCAGAACUUCAACAGAUACUAUCGCCUAUCCGGGCGACCGAAAGAGGUACACUACCAACCAAGAAGUGGACCGAACACCGCCUCGGGCACAAGACUACGGGAACAGCUAUUCACAGAGCCGAGCCUACAGUACCCCGACAUCCGCAGAGCGUCCGCGUUCUUCACAACGUAGCUCCGUGUCUCCCACCCCCAGCAGCCGCUCGCCAAUCUACGAAUACAACCCUGGGCCGCCAAUUCCGUCCAAGGUGCCUGUUUCUCCAGGACCGCCAAGCUACCCCGUUGCGUCGGGCCAUUCUAGUGGAGGGCACCCGUUGGACGCCUUGAGCCGGGAGUUGAAGACCAUUGAUAUUGGAUCUGCUGGGUGCAGCCCAAGCCGGGCUAUUCGAAAAUAUCAACCACCUCGAGUGUCGGCCUCGAUGGGGUAUGCCAGCUAA